AUGGCCUCAUCUGAAGCAACUGGCAGACAAGAUUCCACCACCACUGGACUGCGAACAAGUGACUACGGCGACGCAAUAGGAACCAGUCACAGAAUCAUAGUGCGACAAGUGACACCCGCCGUGCAGCCAUCGGUUGAGCUGAAGAAAGAAGUACACUUUGUCUGCAAAACUCGAGUCAAAGAGAUCAACCCAAUAGACAUAAUCAAGGUCCUUGAAUCCGACUUCACAGAUCACGCUACAGAUGAUAACCUAGUUUCUCAGGAAGAUAUUCUCUUCUUGCUUAAAGUGAAAGAAGGUAUAAGGCAGAAAGAAGACAGCCAUUAUGAGCUCCCGCUUCCUUUCAAGACGGACAAACCUAGUCUUCCAGACAAUAAGCAAUGUGCAGUCCAUAGGCUCACCUCAUUAGAGCAACGACUGAGGAGAAAUAAGCAGUACUAUGAGGAUUAUGUUCAUUUCAUGAAUGACAUAAUGACCCGAGGAGAUGCUGAGAAGGUUCCACCGCCUGAUCUCAAUGACCAACCAGCAUGGUUAAUUCCACACCACGGAGUUUACCCCCACAAACCAGGCAAGAUUUGUGUGGUUUUCGACUGUUCCGCAUGCUACCAAGAAACUUCCCUAAAUGAUCACCUCUUGACCGGGCCAGACUUGACUAACACAUUAGUUGGGGUGUUAUGUCAAUUUAGAAAGGGUCCAGUUGCCAUAAUGUGUGACGUUGAGAAGAUGUUCCACCAGUUUCACGUUGCAAAGAAACAUCAAGACUACCUAAGGUUUCUCUGGUGGGACAAAGGUGAUCUGGACUCCAAUCCGUUGGUGUACCGAAUGAGGGUGCACCUGUUUGGGGCAGCUUCAUCCCCUGGCUGCUCCAACUUUGGACUUAAACGUCUGGCAUCGCAGGAUCAUGGAAGAUUUAGCGAAGAGUCUAUCAAGUUCAUCCAGAGAAGUUUUUAUGUCGACGAUGGCUUAAUAAGUGUAUGGACACCGGCUGAAGCCAUACAUCUGGUGGAAGAGUCAAGAAACUUGUGCAGAACUGGAAACCUCAGACUACACAAGUUUGUUUCAAACAACAAAGAAGUGAUUGAUGCAAUACCACUUGCAGAACGUGCCCAAGCCAAGGAUCUGGACAUGGCCCUAGAAGAUCCUCACAUCGAGCGAGCACUUGGAGUUCAGUGGUGUGUCAAAGCUGAUGAAUUCCAAUUCAGGGUCAUAGUCAAGGAAAAUCCACUGACAAGGAGAGGGGUUCUCUCUACUGUCGCUUCAGUCUAUGAUCCGCUGGGGUUUGUGGCUCCUUUCAUACUAGUCGGCAAACAGAUCCUCCAGCCGUUAUGUAAAGACAAAGUAGGCUGGGACGAGGAUCUCCCAGAGCACAUUCUGCCACAAUGGGAGUCAUGGCUCAAGGAUUUGCCUCACCUCGCAGCCCUAAAGAUUCCAAGAAGCUACCUUCCAUCAAGCUUUGGCAAGGUUGGGCAAUAUGAACUUCACAACUUCUCUGAUGCAAGUCUCAUUGGAUAUGGUGCAUGCUCAUAUCUUCGAGCUAUAAGUGAAAUAGGACAGAUUAGUUGCUCACUUGUCAUAGGGAAAGCAAGAGUAGCCCCUACCAAACAAAUGACUAUCCCAAGACUUGAAUUGUCAUCAGCUGUGACUUCAGUCCGAAAUGGUGACUUUCUCAAAGGGGAGCUUGAGAUUGAAAACCUGCAGAAGUGUUACUGGACAGACUCAAAGGUGAUCCUCGGCUAUGUGAACAAUGACGCCAAGAGGUUUCACACCUUUGUAGCAAACCGGAUCCAACGCAUAAAAUCAAGCACAAAUCCUGAACAAUGGCGACAUGUCAGUUCCGAAAAUAACCCAGCCGACUGCGCCUCAAGAGGACUGACUGCAGUUCAGCUGAAAGAGUCUAACUGGUUGAAAGGACCCAACUUUCUUUGGCAGCCGAGUCUUCCACCUGAAGAGCAAAUGGUGGGAGAAGUAGAAGUGACCGACCCUGAGCUUCGCAAAACCCACGUCCACACAGUCAGGACGACGGAAGUACAUUCAAUGGUAAACCACUUCAUUAAGUUUUCAGACUGGUCCAGAGCAGUGAGAGCUGUCGCCAAGCUCCAGAGGUUUGUCAGGGAAUUCAAGGGACUUCAAUCAAGAACGAAUGAAGCAACCAGUCUUGAAGAAAGAAGAGAAGCAGACAUUUUCAUUAUCAAGCUGGUGCAGGAAGAAGCCUUCGCCGAAGACAUCUACAGACUCAAAUCUCAGAAAGUACCUACCCUGAGCAAGUGCAACAAGUUGCACCAGUUAAAUCCUUGCUUGGACAAAAGAAAUGUCCUCAGGGUGGGAGGACGGCUAUCCCAAUCUGCCUUGCAUCAUGACAUAAAACAUCCCGCAAUACUUCCGAAAAAAUCUCAUGUGUCAGGCCUGCUCGUCAAAUAUCAUCAUGAGCGUGUUCAUCACCAAGGAAGAGGCAUGACUAUGAACGAGUUGCGUGCGAACGGAAUAUGGAUCUUGGGAUGUGGAAAUGUCUCCUCACACAUUUACAAGUGCGUACAAUGUAGGAGAUACAGAAGAACUACAGAAGUUCAACAAAUGGCGGAUCUUCCAGAAGAGAGAACAGAGUCAUCCCCUCCCUUUACCUUCUGUGGUAUUGACUGUUUCGGCCCUUUCAUCGUGAAGGAAGGAAGAAAGGAAUUAAAACGAUAUGGAUUGUUGUUUACCUGUUUAUGUUCUAGAGCAGUGCAUAUCGAGACGCUGGAUGACUUGACCACAGACGCCUUCAAAAAUGCACUUCGAACAGUCGUAGCUAUCAGAGGUUCUGGACGCCAAUUGAGAUGCGAUCAGGGAACACAUUUCGUGGGUGCUAAGAGAGUGUUUUCUGAGUUGCUCAAGGGAAUGGAUCAAGAACGUCAACGAGCAAUCGGUUGCGAGUUUGUAAUGAAUGUCCCAUCAGCAAGUCAUAUGGGUGGAGUGUGGGAGCGCCAAAUUCGAACAAUUCGGAGUAUUCUGACUACCAUGCUUGACAAGUCCGCAAGCAGACUUGACACCACAACUCUGAGGACAUUCCUUUACGAAACAAUGGCUAUAAUCAACAGCAGGCCACUGAGUGUUGAACAUCUUAACGAUCCUACUGGUCCAGAACCUCUCACUCCCAACCACAUACUAACCAUGAAAUCAUCGAGAAUAUUGCCCCCGCCUGGGCAGUUCUGCAAAGAAGACCUAUAUUUAUGUAAAAGGUGGAAAAGAGUGCAGUUUCUAGCCAAUGAAUUCUGGCGAAGAUGGAAAAAGGAAUAUCUGCUAAACCUACAACAAUGCCAGAAAUGGCAAAGAACAUCACGAAACUCACAAGUAGAUGACAUUGUGAUUCUACAAGAUGACAGCUCACCAAGAAAUGAGUGGAAGCUUGCCAGGGUUAUAGAAGCUCAUCCCAGUGCAGACGGCAUGGUGCGAAAACUGAAGCUACUACUCACUGAAACAACAUUUGAUAAGGGAAAACCACACACUAGAUCAGUUAAUCUUGAAAGGCCUAUCCACAAGGUAGUCACCUUACUAGAGGCUAACUAAAGUCACAUACAUAAGGUAACAUCUAU
Molecule: messenger RNA, 3566 nt
Organism: Hypomesus transpacificus
Lineage: Eukaryota; Metazoa; Chordata; Actinopteri; Osmeriformes; Osmeridae
Exons: 2
Coding region: 1-3540 (1179 amino acids)
Biological process (GO): DNA integration
Molecular function (GO): nucleic acid binding
Source: RefSeq, a predicted model, not a curated record